ACCAAUUUCAUUUGCGGCAUUUCUAUAAUUCCAUCCCAUGCCAUUCCUACUCUUCCCGCAAAGCCUUCUUAUUUCAUUCUCUUCCUUUUUAUCUGCCGUUGAAUCUCCUCCAGCUCUAUUGCACCAAAAAAAUUCAGAAAUUGAACAAAUUCUUUGAAACUUUCUUGUUCUGAUAAUAAUGGCAUCAUCGUCGAUUGGGAAUCCUGAUGCAAACUCAAAUCCGUCGCCGAAAAAGAGAAGAAAAAUCGGGGUGGAAACUCAGUCCCAAAUUCAUUCCCAUGAGAAGAGAUGGAAGACGGAGGCAGCGCAACAGAUCUAUUCAUCGAAGCUUGUCAAUGCUCUCUGCCACCUCCGCCGCCCUGAUUCCGCAACCGCUUCCGGCCACGCCGUCCGUGAGGCUGCCGAUCGUGUCCUCGCUAACUCUGCUAAAGGCCGGACUCGGUGGAGCAGGGCGAUCCUCACGGGUCGACUCAGCCUGCGACUCGCUCAGGUCAACAGGAAACACAAAAGAGCAUCAAAACCGAUGACCGGAAAUUCCCGGUUGAAGAAACCGGUGGUUAAGAAAAAACUGCCGCCUUUGCAAAGAAAAGUGCGGGUACUUGGCCGUUUAGUUCCUGGUUGCCGUAAUCUCUCAAUGCCGAACCUCCUUGAAGAAGCGACUGAUUAUAUUGCGGCUUUAGAAAUGCAGGUCAAAGUUAUGACUUCCCUCCUAAAUGGCCGUGGUGGUGGCGCCGGUUCAUCUGACCGGGUCAGCUCAGACCAGUCUUUUACGUCUUAGUAUUCUUGGAGGUGUUUUUUUUUUUUUUUUUU
This is a messenger RNA of Olea europaea var. sylvestris, 810 nucleotides long. Its product is annotated as transcription factor bHLH149-like. Gene Ontology annotation, biological process: regulation of DNA-templated transcription. The record is from RefSeq and is a predicted model, not a curated record. Lineage: Eukaryota; Viridiplantae; Streptophyta; Magnoliopsida; Lamiales; Oleaceae. The coding region runs from base 179 to 778 and encodes 199 amino acids. Gene Ontology annotation, molecular function: protein dimerization activity. The transcript has a single exon.